Molecule: messenger RNA, 1404 nt
Organism: Impatiens glandulifera
Lineage: Eukaryota; Viridiplantae; Streptophyta; Magnoliopsida; Ericales; Balsaminaceae
Exons: 5
Coding region: 158-967 (269 amino acids)
Biological process (GO): regulation of DNA-templated transcription
Molecular function (GO): transcription coregulator activity
Source: RefSeq, a predicted model, not a curated record
AGUUCUCAUCCCUCUUCAUCUUCUUCUUCUCUUUUUCCGUCUCUCUCUAAAAAGUUCGAUUGUGACUGCGGAUAGAAAAGUGGUGAAAAAAGGGCCCUGCAACUUCUCUCUAUUAACUCCAUAUUUAUACCUUGCAGUCGGCGGCAGGUCGGGAGAUAUGCCACGGCCAGGACCCAGACCUUACGAGUGCGUAAGAAGAGCUUGGCACAGUGAUACCCACCAACCAAUCAGAGGUUCAAUCAUCCAACAAGUUCUAAGGGUUGUUCAUGAGAGUCACAGUUCUUCCACAAAACAGAACAGAGAAUGGCAAGAGAAAUUACCUGUUGUUGUAUUGAAAGUUGAAGAGAUCAUUUAUUCCAAAGCCAAUUCUGAGACAGAGUAUAUAGAUGCUGAAACACUUUGGGAACGGGUUAAUGAUGCCAUUGAUACGAUCAUAAGAAGAGAUGAAACCACAGAGACUGGAGACCUACUGCCUCCAUGUGUGGAAGCUGCUCUUAAUUUGGGGUGUGUUCCAAUAAGAACAUCCAGAAGUGAACGGAAUGCCCAACAAAGAAAUUAUCUAUACACAGGAGGAGUUGUUCAUGAUGAAGCUGUUGAUAGAAUGAAUCAAUUUACCAUUAUAAGACCUGCAGUUGCGAACCAAACUCUCCCUAAUAGGUCCUCAUCUACUUCAUUCUAUUUGCCUACAAUACGCGAGGAAGAAGCUCCUUCUUCGAGCAAUAAUCAGUUUGCCAUAAACUCUCUGGGUUCAGUUUAUCCUCCUCAUUACUAUGGCCAAACAUUCUGUAGACAGACUCUUUUGUCAAAACCAGAGUGUGCUAAAAUGGGCUGCUUACAGAAUCUUUUCCCCCAUGAAGAAAUUGACGACAAAGGAGUAGUUCUGACAAACAAGAACAAACACAAUGAGACGCCUGAUGAAAUGACAUGCGAUUUAUCCUUGCGAUUGGGGUUCUUUUCCGGGAAAUGAAUCUGAUGGUGGUUAUUUUAAUAACCUUACACGAUUAAAUUUGGUGCUUAUCAGGACAAUGAUUUCACUCUAUUUGAUGAAAGACUGAGAAAACACACAAUGGUCAUAAUUCAGAUUCGAGCUUUAGGAAAGUGCUAAGAUUCUUCAUUGGACAUUGAUGAAGAAGAUGAUGAUGAUCUAUAGAUGAUAUGAUUUGUACAAAGAGUGAGUUAUUUAUUACAAUAACUCUCUCUAUUUGCUAGUUUUUGUUUCUUGUAAGUUAGUUUUUAUUUCAGUGAAUAUCGCGAACAAAACUAAUUGUUUGAACAAAUAGGUGUUUCUUGAUGCUUCUUAAUGGAAAAAAAAUAGUUUAAUUCUUUGUUUUGGUCUCAUUUGGAUUCGGUUUUAUGACUAUUUCAAGUUUAAUGCAAAGGAAGAGAGAUUGAACUGCUGAAAGA